CGCCGAGGCAUGGAGGAGGUGGGCAUCUACCGCGUGUCCGGUGUGGCCGCAGACAUCCAGGCACUGAAGGCAGCCUUCGACGUCAAUAACAAGGACGUGUCGGUGAUGAUGAGCGAGACGGACGUGAACGCCAUCGCAGGCACGCUGAAGCUGUACUUCCGUGAGCUGCCCAAGCCCCUCUUCACUGACGAGUUCUACCCCAACUUCGCAGAGGGCAUCGGUGCCCCUCACAGGGUCCUCACUGGUGGCCAGCGCUGUGGGUGUGACGAUGAUGGCAAGCCUAAACUGCGCAAGGACUCGUGUCCCGGGUGCUCCAUGUGACCACCUCGGGAGAGGUCUCCGGCUUGUCGUAACCCAGAGGAGUAACCCACUGCCU
This is a messenger RNA of Gorilla gorilla gorilla (western lowland gorilla), 376 nucleotides long. Its product is annotated as breakpoint cluster region protein-like. Gene Ontology annotation, cellular component: membrane. The transcript has 3 exons. The coding region runs from base 10 to 321 and encodes 103 amino acids. Gene Ontology annotation, biological process: positive regulation of GTPase activity; signal transduction. The record is from RefSeq and is a predicted model, not a curated record. NCBI's taxonomy places the organism in Eukaryota, Metazoa, Chordata, Mammalia, Primates, Hominidae. Gene Ontology annotation, molecular function: GTPase activator activity.